AUGGCUUUCUUGAAUUUAAAUUCAUUCGAUGUCUCCUGUUCGAGUACUCAAGUGCAAGUGCCAGAUAACAGCAUAGCGAAAUUAAUGUACUACCUUGACUGUUUAUGCACACUGGUCGAAUAUGACGAAUCUGCUCUGAAUCGCCUUCGUGAUUUUAGAAACUACGAUGAUUUAAGUGAAGCUGAAAUUCGUCUUCUGUAUGUCACUUGUGUUACUCUGGAUCCUGAUGAUUUCAUUGGGAAAAUACUGUUUGAAGACCAAGAUGGUGACUUGUGUGGUGCAUCCCUCAAUCGAAUGUUUGAUAUAGGUAAUGUUCGACGAAGUUUGGUAGUAGCUGAUUCCAUCGUUCUCGCUGGUCGAACUCGUCAAGUGACAAAAGUUAUGGUAUAUCGACCAGAAUGGUUGAAUAAAUUUUAUACAAGGCCGAUUGCUCAACUAACAGCUAUCUUGAAUCGUGAGCGUCAACAACAAGCGAUCCAUAAUCUACUGAACACAUGCAAUAUAUCUUAA
This is a messenger RNA of Rotaria socialis, 510 nucleotides long. NCBI's taxonomy places the organism in Eukaryota, Metazoa, Rotifera, Eurotatoria, Philodinida, Philodinidae. The record is from the annotation of a GenBank genome assembly.